AUGUCUCCUGACGCUUCCGCUUUCUGGUCAAAGGCCAACAGGUAUUUGAUGAAGACAGGCCUAACGUUCUCGCCGGCGGUGAUCACAAAAGCACAAGGAUGUCAUAUAUACGACCUUGAAGGAAGAAAGAUAAUCGACUUCACUUCGGGUCAAAUGAGCUCCCUACUCGGCCAUUCGCAUCCAGAGAUUGUCCAAGUCGUACAGAAAUAUGCGGCGGAACUGGACCAUCUUCUGAGUAACAUGAUAUCGCCUCCUGUCGUUGACCUUGCCGAACGUCUCGCUCGGUUGCUUCCGCCGUCUCUUGAGAAAUCCUUCUUUCUUAAUACUGGAGGCGAGUCAAUUGAAGCAGCCAUCAAAAUAGCAAAGUGCUAUACACGCAAGUUCGAAAUUGUUGCCUUUUCCGCGAGUUAUCAUGGCCUGACGCAGGGUGCUGUAUCAGCCACAUACUCGGUGGGCCGCAAAUAUGGUGGUCCAGUUGCGCCUGGCCAGCUUUCCUUUCCUGCGCCUUAUGCUUACCGUUCACCCUUCCGCAAACCGGAUGGUUCGUACGAUUGGGAGACCGAGAUGGACUAUGGAUGGUCUAUGAUUGAUAGACAAACUGUGGGUUCCUUGGCCGCUUUUGUGAUGGAGCCCAUCCUGUCCACAGGUGGCAUCCUUGAGCUCCCGAAGGGCUAUCUCUCGAGGAUGAGCCACGAGUGCAAAAAGAGGGGGAUGCUUGUCAUCAUGGACGAGGCCCAGACUGGAGUCGGUCGCACAGGUCAAAUGUUCGCAUUCCAACAUGAGGACGGAUUUGUCCCUGACAUCCUCUGCCUGUCCAAAACACUUGGCUGUGGCCUACCUUUAUCCUCAAUUAGCACAUCCGCAGACAUUGAGAAAGGGGCUAACGAUGCGGGCUUCCUCUGGCUGACCACCCAUUACAACGACCCGUUGCCAGCGGCGGUUGGUAACAAGGUCCUUGACAUUGUCGAGCGAGACCACAUUUGCCAACGUGCAGCCGAACGUGGAGAGCAACUAUUCCAGGGCCUCCUCGCACUACAAAGGAAGUAUUGGUGCAUUGGUGACGUCCGUGGGCGUGGUCUGUUGCAGGGCAUUGAAAUCAUCUCAGAUCCAGCCACAAAGGCCUCAGGCGCCGCCCUUGGUCAGACAGUCUCGGAUCGGGCGCUGGAGCUAGGACUCUCAUGCAAUAUAAUUACAUACCCGGGGAUGGGCGACGUGCUUCGAUUGGCACCUCCGGUUACUAUCACGGCGGAGGAAAUCGAUGACGCGCUCAGAAUUUUCGACGAGGCGUUCGCCUAUGCUCUGAAUGAACAUGGACUGUGCAACUAG
Molecule: messenger RNA, 1326 nt
Organism: Uncinocarpus reesii 1704
Lineage: Eukaryota; Fungi; Ascomycota; Eurotiomycetes; Onygenales; Onygenaceae
Product: 2,2-dialkylglycine decarboxylase
Exons: 1
Coding region: 1-1326 (441 amino acids)
Cellular component (GO): mitochondrion
Molecular function (GO): transaminase activity; pyridoxal phosphate binding
Source: RefSeq, a predicted model, not a curated record